Molecule: messenger RNA, 849 nt
Organism: Aaosphaeria arxii CBS 175.79
Lineage: Eukaryota; Fungi; Ascomycota; Dothideomycetes; Pleosporales
Exons: 2
Coding region: 125-658 (177 amino acids)
Source: RefSeq, a predicted model, not a curated record
GUCGGUGGCGGGGCGAGGGAUCGUCUGGAGGAGAAUGCCACUGUGUGCUGUGGAUGAAGAUGAAGAUGGACUGUCUUCGGGAGAAGACUACAACGGCGGGAUAUGCGUGAAUGGUGGAUGCUGAAUGCUGCAUGUAUUCGUAUACCAUACCCUUAAACAAAAUACAUUAAACAUUCACAUCACUUGUCACACGAAGGUUUUCAUCACAUCACAGUUCACUCAUCUAUCUACCCAUUCAUAUCAGCAGGUGAAAAAUUUCGAUUCAAUGUCAUUCUCAACCCUAACGCCCUAUCCAACUCAUCUCAUCUUGGAGCUAAUAAGCAGUCUUUCCGUGGUUCAAUCUUCCCGUCCCAGGUUCGCCCAAAUCAAGUCAUCAUCUUCGUUCAUCGUUCGUGCCAUACCCCCCAACCCUCAUCUCCCCCUCCACACAAAAGGAACCAAGGGAGUAGUGGUGUCGAUGUCGUUCAUUUAUUUAUGCUACACGCACCCACAUCAUCAGCCUCUUUCCCAUCUCAUCAGGAGUAUCAAAGGGAUAUACGUACAGGGCAGCUAUCGCAAGAGCAGCCAGAGCCGCAGUUGCAUGUUCCAGACGAUGCGCAGCCGCAGUUACCCAUUUUUUCGUUUUGUGAUAAAGGUUUUCUUGGUAGGUAAAUGGUAAUUCAAGUUGAUGGAUUCGAGAUCGAGAUGGAUAUUUGUUUGAAGAUGUAGAUGUAGAUGAUGAUGAUGGAAGAAGUAAUGCCAGAUGUCGAGAGACGAGACAGGUCGUUAUAUAUCCGGCCAUGCGCCUUUUGUGCGGACUAUCAUCUCACGGACUAACGCACCUCUCCCCUUCCUAUUGGUUCGCUCGCU